Molecule: messenger RNA, 1992 nt
Organism: Parastagonospora nodorum SN15
Lineage: Eukaryota; Fungi; Ascomycota; Dothideomycetes; Pleosporales; Phaeosphaeriaceae
Exons: 1
Coding region: 1-1992 (663 amino acids)
Cellular component (GO): nucleus
Molecular function (GO): nucleic acid binding; exonuclease activity
Source: RefSeq, a predicted model, not a curated record
AUGUGGCCCUCUAUCCCGGCUUUCAGGAGCUUUGGCAACAUACCUUGCCCAUCGGCCAAUAGGUGCGAGCUGCCAAAUUGCAUCUUCAGUCAUGAGGUCUCAAAGCCGCUCCCCAAGCUCCCAUCGCCCACAGCAAAUGCAGCAACACGUGAGCAAGAGCCAGACAUGAAGCGACUGAAGCUCAACAAUGGCUCCAAGGAGUCUAUCGCGCCUGUCGCUCCUGUUGCUCCUGUCGAACCGGCUUCAAAGCCUUUCUUUGUUGGGUCGAUCAUGUCCAAAGACAAGACACCCGCUGCAACCAAUGUCGCAAGCACAGUCAAUACUGCUCCAUUCAAGUCUAGCACAGCGACCAAGGUUGAUGGUAAUUUGCCGCAGUCUGCAACUCGUCCAGUAUCGCCGCCUCCAACAGCUGCUACAGCCAAGACAGCUGCCAAAGCAGAUGCACCGGUCGCGUUGAUGCCGAGGAAGCUCUCGAAAGAACCAGUACCCUUCGCUAAGCGCCUGACGCUGCUGAAAGCGCUACACACUUAUAUGAAGCCACAGAACGACAAGAUUGCCAAAGCUGUCAAGCCUGAGAUUAGAGCACUGCAUCUCAGUCCCAACCAGCUCAACAAGCUGGCAGUGGACGAAGAAGAGAAACUUGCUCUCGAGAAUCCGUCCGUAUAUGAGAACAUCCUCAAGCAUCGCCUAGUGAAGCUGAAAGGUAUGACUCCCGAAAUUUGGGUCAAGGAGCGGAGAGAAGCCGUGUCGAAAGAGAGAGGAGAUGCGCCAAAGAAGCCUCCGCCGAGCAAGGUCGAUACAGGUCUAACUCCAAAAGAAGAGGUCAUAUUUCUCUCGACACUUACUUGUCCUCAGGAUGGACUUGAUAACCAUGGAUAUGUCACUAAAGUACCCAGCGAGGAACAGCUGAAGGAGGCUCAACUUGUGCAGACAUCAGCAGGAUUCUGGGAAGAAUGUGAUCGUUGCGCCACCCGCUUCCAAGUGUUUCCAGAGCGCCGAGAGGAAGAUGGUGCACUUACAACUGGAGGCCAAUGUAGGCAUCACUGGGGCAAACGUAUCUUCCCAAAGAGGACGAAGAACGCAGUGCCCGAGCCAACGCGCCUGAGCUGUUGCAACGAAGCAGUAGGCUCUCCUGGCUGCAUCACACACGAGACGCAUGUGUUCAAGAUUUCGGACCCAAAGCGCCUGGCACUGGUCAUGCCAUUUGUGGAGACACCAGAGAAUGACAAGGCACCGCCACACACUGCAGUCUGUUUCGAUUGUGAAAUGGGCUACACUACCAGAGGACUCGAGUUGAUGCGCCUCACUGUCAUCUCCUGGCCAGUACACAAGCCAAUCAUCGACGUCCUUGUCCGACCCAUUGGACACAUUCUUGAUGUGAACACUCGCUUUUCUGGUAUAACUCCAGAACAGUUUGUGAAUGCGAAGCCAUAUGACCCCGAGAACCCAAAACCAGUUCGCAAGGAUCUCCGUAUCGUAGAGUCACCCUAUGAGGCCCGGAAGCUCUUCCUCUCGCAUGUUACAAGAACCACACCAGUUCUCGGCCAUGCUCUGGAGAACGACCUCAACACCAUCCGCCUCAUCCAUCCUACGAUCAUCGACACUGUACUCCUCUAUCCGACUCGUCAGGGUCUCCCAUAUCGCCAUGGCUUGCGCAUGCUCGCGAAGAUGCAUCUGGGUGAAGACAUCCAGCAGGGUGGUGCGGCAGGACACGACAGCUACGAGGAUGCGCGAACGACUGGUGAGCUAAUCCGCCACAAGAUCAAGGAGAAGUGGAAGGUCCUGAAGCAUGACGGCUGGCUGAUCAAGGAUGAUGGGGUCUACCCACCGAUACCGUCUGGUACACCACCGGCGGACGCGGCGUCGGCUCCCGCUGCGCCCUCGAUGGUGCCGGUCGCAUCCACGGCCGUUAUGCAGGGCAAGCCGGCGGAGAAGCGCAAGAUCGAUGAAGAAGAUGACGAUAGUGCGCCGCCAGCAAAGAGAGUUGCUUGA